Molecule: messenger RNA, 2942 nt
Organism: Camelina sativa (false flax)
Lineage: Eukaryota; Viridiplantae; Streptophyta; Magnoliopsida; Brassicales; Brassicaceae
Product: nitrate regulatory gene2 protein-like
Source: RefSeq, a predicted model, not a curated record
UAGUUAUUAAAUAAAUUAAAAUGUAAUGUCAUUUUUUGUAAUAUGCCACAUGUUUGUAGGGUUAAACUUUAAUAACAUUGCUUAAAUAAGUAUAUAGAGAAUAGAGAUUAAUCGAAGCAAAUUAAUUUUGGUCUUUUUUAACUUCAAAGUCCUCAAAAUAAAAAAUAAAAUAAAACAAUGUUACGUUGAUCUACGAAAUUUAAUUCACAGAUUCCAUCAUUAGCUCUUAAUAUCAAAUUAUAUAUAACGUGCCCCCAAACAUUAAUGGCCCAACAUUAACUACAUGUAACCUAUUGUUCUAUCUCCUUAUUUACGGUAAAUUUUCCUUUUUUCCAUUUAGCUGCAAAUUUCCUUUUCUAAAAUUUAUUUAUUAACACUAACAAAAAAAGGUAAUCAUCAAAACACGGUUCAACACGAUUACCUAAACAGAAAUAUUUUAGCCUCGCCUCGCUAUACAAUACAAAUCGAAUUUGCUUUUGAAUUAGGGUUCAUCGACUCGUACUUCUGCCAAACUAGUGUUUAACUUUCUAGUGAUGUCGUCAAAAGGUACAACCUCAACUCAAUCAAUCCAGGAAAGAUCGGUUGUUAAAGCGAGGAAAUCAAAUUAGGGUUUUAUCCGAUUUCGAGAGAGAUUCAUCAAGGAAGUUUAAGAUUAAUGGGUAUUGUUUUUUUUUUGAAAAAGAGAUUAAUGGGUAUUGUUGGUUCCAAGGGAGAUUAUAAUACUCCAUUGUUGAAUCUGUGUGAGGAGAGGAAGGAUUUGAUCAGAGCAGCGAGAGAUGCUAGGUAUCACUUAGCGACAUCUCAUCUUCAUUACUUUACAUCUCUUGUAGAAUUCACUAGAGGUCUUAACCAGUUUGUUCAUAAGGAAUUGGUUGUGAUUCCGUAUUCGGAUGAUGAUUCGUCAAGUAGCGAUCUGGUUUGUUCUGGAUCAGAAUCAGACUCGGAUUCUGAUUCUGAUUCUGAUUGUUUUGUAUGUGAUCAGUCUCAAACAGCUCCGUUGAGCAACAAUGACGAUCAGAAUCCGGGAGUAAAGGUGGUUGGAGAUGGAACUUGUGGUUCAAGUAACAAUGGUCAAGAGGGUUUGGAGAAGUCAAGUGAAGAAGGUUUAGGGUCUGAGGGGGCAAAGUGCGUGAAUGAUCCAAAUGAAGAUGAGAGGAAAGAUUCGAAAAACGUUUCUUCUGCUGAUGAACAGAACCCUUUCCUAGGUUAUCAUGAUAUAUUUGGUUUGUACGGUUCCCCCGAGGAUAUAACACAAUAUGAUGUCACAGUACCGGAUCAAAGAGAUGAUGAGGUUGAGAGUGAUGGAUUUAGAGAAAUUAGGGAGAGAGAAGGGAUUCCUGAUUUGGAACCUGAAAGUGAUGAUGGUAGUACUCUUAUAAGAAAGAAUCAAAAGAAGAAGAAGAAGAAGGAGAAGAAUGCUGAAGCAAGCUCUUCAGUUGCUAGUGGAGUUGAUAAGAUAGAUGUCGAAGCAAACACUUGUAAUGGUCAAGUUUCAGGUGAGGUUGAUGACUCUAAUGAAACUUGCGUGCGUGAGACCGAAGAAGCAACUCCAGAGAGUGUUACUGAAGAAGUGACAAGAUCAGAUGAGGAGGAUGGUUUUGAUGAAGCGUAUGAGUCGUCUUCUUCUUCUUUUUCGGAAACAUCUGGUUUGUCCUUGACUGAUCUUAGGAAUGUAGUAGAAAGGAUCAAUCGUAUAAGCGAGAAACUUGUGGGUGAUAGUGAAGUUUCUGAGUUGCUUGAAGUAAGCAGAGUUGUUAACCAUCAACCUUUGGGGUCACAGUUCAAGGGAUUUGCUUCAAAGGUAUUUGGUAGUUCCGGGAAUUCGACUCGUGAUUUGCCGUUGACACGCCGUUUUCGCUUUGAUGAUAUUCCUGUUACACUCUCCAUGACAUUAGAGAAGCUUUGUAUGUGGGAAAAUAAGCUUCAUGAAGAAGUUAAAGUUGAAGAAAAGCUUAGGGUUGCUUAUGACAAAGCGUACAAGAUUGUUCAGACUCUUGAUAACAACGGAGCAGAAUCGAGCGACAUUGACGAAGCCGAGACUGUGCUUAAACGCCUGUUAUCCAAGAUUAAUGACUCGGUUAGAGCAGUUGAAUCGAUUUCGAUGAGAAUUCAUAAGAUAAGAGACGAAGAGCUUUCGGUUCAGGUGAUUGAGAUCAUCAACGGAUUCCAAAAGAUGUGGAGAUUCUUGGCGAAAUGUCACCACAAGCAGUUUCGAGUGAUCACUAGAAGCAAGUCUUGUGUUCAUAUUGUUGAAAAAGGAUCGAGCUCGAGGAAAGCUACGCAGAAGGUUGAAGAACAAAUUAGAAGAUACAGAGAAUCUUUGAGAGGUUACAUCGAUGAACAAAGAGGUUUCGUUAACCUCUUGAACAGGUGGCUUAACCGAAACAUCAUGGAGGACGAAGAUGAAACGGAGACCGAGGCUCCUAAGAUAUUUAAGGUUUGCAGCGAGUGGUUAAGAGAGAUUGAGAAUGUUGAUGAGAUGAAAGUGUUGAGUGCUGUUGAAGAAAUGAGAUCGAGAUUUCAAGGGUUAGGGUUUAAGCAAGCAGAGGAAGAGAAACAGAGGAUGAGAACAGAGAGAUUGUCUAAGGAGUUAGAGAGGAAGACGAAAGAAGUGGCGGAGAUUUGGGGAACCGCGGUUGUUUUUCCGGAAACUAAUUCUGGUCGGACGGCAAACAUGAUGCUUGGACCGGAGUUGCUGUCUUUGAGAGAGAGUAUGACGCAAGAAACAGAAAAGCAUGGGAGAAUGAUAAGAGAGUUAAACGACACCGUGUCGGUGAGUUUGCAAGAGUGUUUGGUUCCCAUCUUUGAGGGUUUGGAGGAAUUUUGUUUCGCUAAUUUUAAAGCAUAUAAGAACAUUAGAGUCGUUUCCACAGAAACUUUAUAAUUGCGUCAAUCAUAGAGAAAUAAAGAUGUAAAGAUAACAAAAUAAAGACUUUCAUAUG